ACCAAAGUCACACCCAAAAAAGAAAGAAAAUUAAAUCUCUUUAGCAAUUCUGGGAUUUGCUUUUGUGUUCUGGGUUUUUGAGUUUUCUCUUUUGGGUGCUGUAUUGUGCUCUCAAAGCCUCACAGUUGAGCAGGUAUUAGGAAAUGGAGUCUUCAAAUCCAGAAGAAGUUGCACUUCCACCUCCUCCAGCCAUUAUCCCUCCAAAUGUUGUCCCCAUUGUAUCCGAAGAUCAACGUCUCGAACUAAUGAAGAAAGCAUCAAAUCCAAAACGUGUUCCCAUGGCAAGGCCCGGUAUUGGAUCUAAAGGGCAAAGGAUUCCACUUCUAACUAACCAUUUCAAAGUGGAAGUGAACAAGUCUGAUGGAUACUUCUUCCAUUAUAGUAUUGAUAUGCUUUAUGAGGAUGGAACCCCAGUUGGUGAGAAAGGCAUUGGACGAAAAGUUCUUGACAAAGUUAAAGAAACAUAUGGCUCGGAGCUGGGACAUAAAGAAUUUGCUUAUGAUGGAGAAAAAAGCUUGUUUACGAUUGGCUCUCUGCCUCGUAACAGACUCGAUUUCGUGAUCGUAUUGGAUGGCAUCUCAUCAAUCAGGAGGAUGGGGAGCGCCGAAGGCAGUUCCAACCCAACUGAUAGUGCAGGGGAUAGGAAGAGAGUUAAGAAACAAUAUCAAUCCAAAACAUUAAAGGUGCAGGUGAACUUCGCUACUAAAAUCCCAAUGCAAGCAAUUGUGAAUGCAUUACGAGGUCAGGACUCGGAGCAUUUUCAGGAAGCAGUCAGGGUACUUGAUAUCGUACUAAGGCAGAAUGCAGCAAAGCAGGGUUGUCUCCUUGUCCGACAGUCUUUCUUCCAUAACAAUCAGAGCUUCAAAACUUUGGGAGGUGGUGUACAGAGCUGCAGUGGUUUCCACUCAAGUUUUCGAGCUACCCAAGGGGGUCUGUCUCUGAACAUGGAUGUGUCCACUACAAUGAUCGUGAAACCUGGUAGUGUUCUCGACUUCCUCUUGGAGAACCAAAAUGUUAAGAAUAAUGAUCAGAUUGAUUGGAUUAAGGCCAAGAGGAUGCUAAAAAAUCUAAGAAUCACUGCCCAUCCCUCUAACAUGGAGUACAGAAUCACUGGAUUGAGUGAAAAAUCAUGCAAAGAGCAGAGGUUCUUUCUCAAAACAAAAAAGGGGCAGGAUGGUGAUGGAGAGGAAAUUACGGUUUUCGAUUAUUUUGCUGUCUAUAAAAACUUACCAGUGCGCAAGUCAGCAGAUUUUCCAUGCAUCAAUGUCGGGAAACCAAAGAGGCCGUCUUACUUUCCAGUUGAGUUCUGUGACUUGGUUUCACUGCAACGCUAUACCAAAGCUUUAUCCAGUACACAAAGGGCUUUGCUAGUUGAGCAGUCUCGGAAGAACCCCCAAGAGCAGAUGACAGUUCUGCGUAAUGCACUGAAGACUAGUAAAUAUGAUGCUGACCUGAUGCUUCAUUCAUCUGGAAUAUCAAUUAGUGCUGAAUUUGUGAAGGUUGAAGGCCGUGUUUUGCCAGCCCCAAAGCUACAAGUUGGCAAUGGACAGGAAUUUUUCCCUCGGAAUGGGCGUUGGAAUUUCAAUAACAAGACACUGGUAGAACCUGUGAAAAUAUGGCGCUGGGCUAUUGUCAACUUCUCUGCUCGCUGUGACAUUCGGUACCUCGUCAAUAGUAUGUUAAAGUGUGCAGAGAUGAAAGGAAUUACCAUGGAAGAUCCAUUUUUCAUAUUUGAAGAGAAUUACCAGAAUAGACGUUACCCAGCUCAUGUUAGAGUGGAAAAGAUGUUUGACGACAUUCCUUCCAAACCAAAACCACAGCUUCUGUUGUGUAUUCUUCCAGAGAGGAAGAAUUCUGACAUAUAUGGUCCAUGGAAAAGGAAAAAUCUUUCUGAGCGUGGGAUUGUAACACAGUGCAUUGCUCCUACAAAACUGAAUGAUCAGUACAUCACAAAUGUGCUCCUGAAAAUCAAUGCAAAGUUGGGCGGAAUGAAUUCCUUGCUAACAGUUGAGCGUUCUCCUUCUAUGCACUCAGUUUCUAAGUGGCCCACUCUGAUUUUGGGAAUGGAUGUGUCACACGGCUCACCUGGGCGGUCAGAAGUGCCUUCUAUUGCAGCAGUGGUGAGUUCCAGGAACUGGCCCUCCAUUUCUCAUUAUCGAGCUGCAGUUCGUACUCAAUCACCAAGAGUAGAAAUGAUUGCUUCUCUGUUCAAGCCUGUAUCAGAUAAAGAUGAUGAGGGCAUAAUCAGGGAACUGUUAAAAGACUUUUAUGCUUCUUCAAAGGGCAGGAAGCCUGAUCAGAUAAUUAUUUUCAGGGAUGGAGUGAGUGAAUCACAGUUCAACCAAGUCCUGAAUGUGGAACUGGAUCAGAUUAUUCAGGCCUGCAAAUUCCUUGAUGAGAGCUGGUCUCCGAAGUUCAUGGUUAUUGUUGCUCAGAAGAAUCAUCAUACAAAAUUUUUCCAGACUAAAUCUCCUGAAAAUGUGCCACCUGGGACGAUUAUCGACAACAAAGUUUGCCAUCCCAAGAACAAUGAUUUCUAUUUGUGUGCUCAUGCUGGGAUGAUUGGAACUACUCGGCCUGCUCAUUAUCAUGUUCUAUAUGAUGAACUUGGCUUUUCAGCCGAUAACGUGCAAGAACUUGUUCAUUCGCUUUCAUAUGUGUACCAAAGGAGCACUACAGCUGUAUCUGUAGUUGCUCCAAUCUGCUAUGCCCAUCUUGCUGCAGCCCAGAUUUCACAGUUCAUCAAGUUUGAUGAUAUGUCUGAGACUUCUUCAAGCCAUGCUGGUGGUGUGGCCGUGCCCGAGUUGCCCAGGCUUGACCCAAAAGUGAUCAAUUCCAUGUACUUUUGUUGAAGAUUUGGUUUCAAUUUCAUAUCUGUUUCUAAUAACUAAUAUUUGGCCUUGUGAUGGUACAUAUAUCCAUGUCUAAGAAUUAAAUCCUAAUCACAAUAUCAGGUAUGUAUAAUGUUGUCAAAGUAUUUCAGAUAUGAAAACAAAAAUACAUAUA
Messenger RNA from Prunus dulcis (almond), 3006 nucleotides. Its product is annotated as protein argonaute 4A-like. Gene Ontology annotation, molecular function: protein binding; RNA binding. Bases 144 to 2852 code for a protein of 902 amino acids. The transcript is spliced from 23 exons. Gene Ontology annotation, biological process: regulatory ncRNA-mediated post-transcriptional gene silencing. Gene Ontology annotation, cellular component: cytoplasm. The record is from RefSeq and is a predicted model, not a curated record. NCBI's taxonomy places the organism in Eukaryota, Viridiplantae, Streptophyta, Magnoliopsida, Rosales, Rosaceae.